Messenger RNA from Adelges cooleyi (spruce gall adelgid), 2472 nucleotides. Its product is annotated as MICOS complex subunit Mic60-like. Gene Ontology annotation, cellular component: MICOS complex. Gene Ontology annotation, biological process: cristae formation. The record is from RefSeq and is a predicted model, not a curated record. Bases 140 to 2269 code for a protein of 709 amino acids. NCBI's taxonomy places the organism in Eukaryota, Metazoa, Arthropoda, Insecta, Hemiptera, Adelgidae. The transcript has 15 exons.
CGGCUUAAUCAUACAGUAAUAUUACUUUAUUAUAGGCGUCAGGCGAUUGCUUGAAUCGUUCAAGAAAAAUAUUGAGUUUGAUAUAUCACUGACAAAAUCAGAAACAGAAAAAUAUUAAAAUAUUACUAAUAAAAGAAAAAUGUACAGAAUACCUCAUUUGACCUCUGUCAGCUCUGCCUUAACCCGAUCACAAGUAGGUACGUUACAUUCAGUUGGUCGUUUUCAGACUAUAAAUACGUCGACUAAAGAUGUUAAACCAAAAUCACGCUUUUUAUUUUAUUCAAUUGGCACUUUAUUGACUGGUGUUUUGGGGACAGCUGGUUUAGUAGUCUACUCUAAAAACGAUCCUAAAUUCCAUGAAUUAUUAAUUACAAAUGUACCCGGAGUGGACAAAUUCUUAAAAGUAUUCGAUGAAGAGGAUUUGCUAAAAACUAGUAAAGAAUUAGGUGGACGAAUAGCAUGCAAAGUUGGCCAGCAAGUGAAGUCUCUGAAAGAAAAAUUUAUAGGGCAAUCAAAUGAUGUUUUUGACAGAUCUAUUGAGAAGAUUAAAUCUGUUUCACAUAAAAUACCGACUAGCAUUCCAAACAUUUUAAAAGGAGAAGAGAAAAAUUCUUUAAUUGUUGAAGAAUCUGUAAAUCAAGCUAAAAAACUUUCACAAAAGAUUGAACCUGUCAAAUCCAAAAUUGAGUCUAAAACACAUCAAGUUGAACCAGAAGAACAGAAGCCAGCAAUUACAAUUUUACCGCCAAAACAAUAUUCUUUAGAUGAGUUGGAAUCGGAAAUUCUUAAUUAUUCUUCUUUGGGAAUGGAAGCUUAUAAUUUAGCAACUCAGUCAUUAAAAGAAUACUCGGAUAGUAUUUACAAACUAAUUGAAAACUCAACUGAAAAGAUAGAUCCAAAUUUAAAUGAUAAACUCCAAAAACUAGAAGCAAAAAAGAAUCAAGUAUACACAAAAGCCUAUCAAGAUGCUAAGAAAUAUAAACAAGAAUUGAUUAAAAAACAAAAACUAUUGAACGAUCCCAAAUUCGAAUCUACUCCUGAUAAAUUAGCAAAGGCAUUACACAGAACAAACGAUAUAUUACAAGAAUUAUCAAAAGCUAACUUGACAUUAGAAAGCGAGGUACAUAGGUCAGAAUUAAUGAACAAAUAUCAAUCUAAAGUCAAUAAAGGGCAAAUGAGUCUAAUUGAAGAGUUUGAGUCUUUGUUUCCAAAUUCCGACAUCACUCAAACUAAAACUAACGAACUAAAUGCCGAUUAUGACCUGUUUCUAAUGUAUGCUAUGAAAAAGCUAAACCAGUAUCAGGAUCAACUCGCUAAAAUAGACGCUCUUCAUGAUCGUAAGUUAAAGAACGCUAUGAAUUCGGAACUAUUUGAUGUAGAAGCCGCAAACCGAGUGAAUUCUCGAAUAAGCUCUGAAAUACAUAAUUUGGAAAAACAAUUUGAAAGCCAGUUGAAUGAAAUAAAUGUGAAAGUCGAUGAAAAUAUGCAAAAUCAGUUAAAAUUAUAUACACAAGCUCAUGCAGACCUUGUUGUCGAAGCUGUAGAAUCGACCAAGGAAGAAAUUGAAUUACGCGUACGCCAAGAAUUGUCAGCUAUUGAACAGAUAGAACGCAAAAGGUAUCAAGAACAAUUAGACAAAUUAAGAACAGAUUUGCAAAAUGUGGUUGAUAACUUAAAAGAACGAGCUGAAAAAGAAAAAAAAGUGUUUACUAGUCAAACCAUCUGGGAAGCUUGCGAGAAGUUAAAGUUAUCCCUUUCAACUUCGGAUAAUGACAAACCAGUUGAUAUUACAAACCAUAUAAAUUCAAUAAAAAAAGCUGGAGCUUCUGAUCCGAUCGUGAAACAAGUUAUUAAUAUAGUCCCAUCCAAAGCUUUUGAAAACGGUGUGAUCUCCAAAGGCCAGUUAAAGGAAGACUUCAACCAAGUGGAGAAAAGGGUUUACCAAACAGCUUUGAUUCCCGACAGUACCUUCAAUCUACCGCUAAUGGCUUUUAGCUUUCUCAUUAGUUUCUUUAUAGUUCGUCAUUCACACGUAUCAACUGCCGAAGUAAACAACGAUGAAUUUGAUCCGUCGGAAUUAAAUACAUAUGAAAUCAUUGAAAGGGCUAGAUAUUGUGUCGAUAGAGAUGACUUCAUGCAAGCGUUGCGCUACUUAAAUUUGCUAACCGGUUGCUCAUAUGUGGUCGCUAAAUCUUGGAUGAAAGAAGCUACUGUGUUUUUGGAAACUAAACAAGCUAUUGAUUUGUUGACAACUUACGCUACAGUGUAGUCGUCACCAGUUAUUCAUAAAUCAACUUAAUUGUUUUGUUUUUAAGAUCAGUAUUUGGAUCGUCUUAAAAACUAGAAAGUGUAAUUUGUUUUAACUUCAAUGUUUUGGCUUUUUUCGAACUUUUUGUAUGUUUUUUGGUUAAUUAAAUACUUGAUUUUAGUGUACAUAAAUUUAUUAAUGUUAUUAAAUAAUUUAAAAAGUAA